Molecule: messenger RNA, 388 nt
Organism: Acomys russatus (golden spiny mouse)
Lineage: Eukaryota; Metazoa; Chordata; Mammalia; Rodentia; Muridae
Gene: Ccl15
Product: C-C motif chemokine ligand 15
Exons: 3
Biological process (GO): neutrophil chemotaxis; cellular response to tumor necrosis factor; positive regulation of GTPase activity
Cellular component (GO): extracellular region
Molecular function (GO): chemokine activity; CCR chemokine receptor binding
Source: RefSeq, a predicted model, not a curated record
AUGAAGCCUUUUACUACUGCCCUCUCCUUCCUCAUUCUAGCAGCUGCUCUUGGAUUCCAGGCUCAGAUCAUACAGGGCUUUGACGAAUCUUCAGACUGCUGUUUCUCCUAUGUCAAACAGAUCCAGUGUUCAAAGUUUAUGUAUUAUUUUUCAACCAGUGGUGGGUGCAUCAAGCCGGGCAUCAUCUUUGUCACCAAGAAUGGGAAGCCGGUCUGUGCCAACCCCAGUGAUCCGAGAGUUCGGAAGUGCAUUAGAAGCCUGAGGCAAAACUCAUGACCACAGACCUGCAAAGAGUAACAUUUGUUGAGAAGAAGGGAAUAUGCCAGCCAUUUCCUUCUGUCUUCCCCAGUAACCACCGAGGGAGCUCUAAGUGUUUGUCUUUAUACAU